Ictalurus furcatus (blue catfish) is the source of this 2959-nucleotide messenger RNA. It is a transcript of the gene fam131ab, whose product is annotated as family with sequence similarity 131 member Ab. The transcript has 5 exons. Lineage: Eukaryota; Metazoa; Chordata; Actinopteri; Siluriformes; Ictaluridae. The record is from RefSeq and is a predicted model, not a curated record. The coding region runs from base 540 to 1418 and encodes 292 amino acids.
GAAGCAUCAUUUACACAUUACUUAUGUUACCGAGGUAAAUGUGUAUUGAGCGCUCUCUCUCUCUCUCUCUCUCUCUCUCGCUCUCUCCUGUUUGUCCAAUCACAACUCGUUCCGCCUCCAUCUAUCUCGACUCGUAGGCGGAGCCAUACCGAGCACGAUUUAUUAAACGCAGUUUCCGCGUGCAGAAUUUCUCACUCAUUUAUCGCCCUGUUUUUGUGCUCGUGCAAAGAACACACACACACACACACAUACACACACACACACACACACACAAACCAAUCACAAGAAACAACAUCGUUGUUGGAAGCGCGCGGACUUCAGAACUAGGAGAGUGGGGAAGUGAAGAAGAUUUUUUUAAAUAAUAAGAAGAAGAAGUAGAAGAAGAAGAUCCGAGCAGCGCGCGGCGCCAACCAACCAAUGCUGCGGCCACAUCCUGGGAGCUCGAGCACGCACGCGCUGUCCCGCCGCCGAGGUGCUGAAACGCACGCGUCGAGUCUUCCCCGCGUGACGUAGUGGUAAAUGUUGAGGAGCCUGUCACCAUGUUGCCCAAAUCCAGAAGAGCUCUAACGAUUCAGGAGAUUGCAGCACUUGCCAGAUCCUCACUUCACGGUAUCUCUCAGGUGGUGAAGGAUCAUGUGACGAAGCCGACGGCGAUGGCUCAGGGACGCGUUGCUCACCUGAUCGAGUGGAAAGGAUGGUGCAAACCCACGGAUGCUCCCAACGCCCUCGAGUCCGACUUCAACUCCUACUCGGAUCUGUCCGAGGGCGAGCAGGAGGCCCGCUUCGCCGCUGGCGUGGCGGAACAGUUUGCCAUCGCCGAGGCAAAACUUCGCGCCUGGUCUUCAGUCGACGGAGACGAAUCGAACGAUGAUUCAUACGACGAGGACUUUCUGUCUGCUAAUGAGCCCACCACACAGAGUACAGAUCUGUCUUUGUACCCUCAUUACCUGCGCGACCUCAUACACACUCGAGUCUGCGAGGCUCGGCUGCGUGAGGCUGAAAGCGGCGUCGCCGUCGACCUUUCACCUCCGGCGGGGUUACCAGGGUCACCGACGGACACACUGGGGUCCAGCUCGUGCAGCCUGGACGAGACACACCCACUUCUGCGUGACCUCAGUCGCUGUGGCGACGACCUCACCGCUAAGAUCCUGAGUGCUCUGCACGGCAAGGAUGACCUCCUACUUUUGGCACGCCUCCAACGGGCGGGUCAAAGGCGGGGCCAUUCGUUCUCUGAGACCUUUGAAGACGACGACGCACCUUGCAAAGACUGCAGGGGCGGAGCUUGGUGCACGGCGGAAUAUUCCACACGGAGAAAAGUUUCAGACGUCGCUUCAUCCGGCGUGGUGUCGCUCGAUGAGGAAGAUGAAGAAGAAGCGGACGAAGACGCAGAGGAAGAGGAGGAGGAAAGAGAGCAGUGAGCGUCCGCCGUUCUAUUUUAAUCAGUUUCUGUUUGGAAUGUUUGAUUCGGCAUGUUUGUUUUAGACUCCGCCCCUUGCAUUUGCAUACACACAGUUGUCCGGUGUGGACUGUUUUUUUUUUCGUUUUGUUUUGUUUUUUGCUUUUUUUUUACAGCGUCCCAACAAUCUUUUUUGCAGCACGGUGGCGAGGAAGAUGUUGAACUCGAACCGGAGGUCACGUCUCUAAAAACAUUUACAAGAAAAAGACGUUAAAACGAAGAAAAGUGACCAAACGUCGUAAGACAAAAACGAAGGAGGGACGAAAGACUGAAAACGCUCUUCUGCAUGUGUCGCAAGUUGAAUGCUCGAACGCUCGGAUCCGCACCGUCCAGUCUCUUUUUUGCACGGUUUUGUGAUUUUUGGCUGUCCUGUUUAGCUCCGCCCCUUUUCUCGAGAUCUCAGGCCCCAUUGCAUUCUGGGUCCUGGUUUGCUCAUCCAGUGGGCAUGGCUGCUUGCUACACAAACUCUUAACGUAAUCUGCCAAACUGACCGCCGUCACAGUCAGCGCCGAGAAAAUGCUGGAAUGUUGAAUGUUUGUACCGUGACGGGAAAAUGUAUUUGAAAACCAAGCAUAAAAAAAAAAGAGUGAUUUUUUUUUUCUUCUCGGACUUGUUUUGUACUCACUCGUUAUUGUUAUUAUUAUUAUUAUUAUUAUUAUUAUUAUUAUUAUUAUUAUAGAAUCACAGUAUUUUUGGUUUGGUUUGUAUUUUUGUCUUAAAAAUCGACAUGUGAAGUGAAGAACAGAAAGUGUCGUAUCCGCCCGAGGAUUUGUGUCGAGGACGUUUCAGGGUUUGUGGGAAAGACGUUCUAUUUUUGUACGUGAUUUUCCGCGGCGUGUCUGCGAGUCCGUGAGUGUGUGAGAAACACUCUUCUCUUUUUCUUUGUGGCAGGAAGAAAAAAAAAAGCCUCAACACGUUUCUUUAAUUGUCUCCUUCUGCUUUAUUUCUUUGGAGAGGAACGACGUGACCGUGCUCGACAUGUCCUCUUGUCUCAUUGAGACGGUAGCUAUGUUUACACGGACAGCAAUAAUCUAAAUUAUUCAUCUUAUUCUGAAUAAGACGAUAUUCCGAUGUAAACGUUUAGUCGGAUUAAGAACUUCUGUCUGGUGUCGUUCUCAUGAAUGUCAGAUGAAGGACCAGGGGAGACCUCAACAGAAUACUCCACACGUCUUAAUUCCAUUUGACUUUAAUCAGAUUAAGGUCAUCAGUAAUCCCUGUUUACAUGCUAGUUUCUUAAUCAGAGUAUCGUCUUAAUCGGGUUAACAUCGGAUUAUCGUCGUCCAUGUAAACGUACUGACUGAGAAAUGUCUCAUUUUUCUUUUUAUGCUCUAUAAAUGUCAAGUACCGUCUCUCUCUCUCUCUCUCACACACACACACACACACACACACUCAUUCAGUGACCGAUUUUGUUUGCUGACGGUCGUUCAUGGCUAUCCACGGUUCCCUCAGACUACGUUAUCAGGGCUGUCAGUUUGUGAAAUCUGAUUGGCUCGGAGGGAUAGG